Chara braunii is the source of this 1242-nucleotide messenger RNA. Lineage: Eukaryota; Viridiplantae; Streptophyta; Charophyceae; Charales; Characeae. The record is from the annotation of a GenBank genome assembly.
CCCUACCCCAAGAUUGAUGUUCCGUUGUUCGAUGGAAAUCAUGCCUCUUCUUGGGCUGAUAAGUUCGAACAGCUAGGAUAUAGCAACGAAUGGACGGAUGAGAAGAUGCUUCAUAUGGUCAAAAGGUACUGCAAGGYGGAGUACCGAGACGAGAUCGGUGAGCUGGUCCAAAUCACCCGUGAUUGGUCAGACUUCAAGGCGCGGCUGUUGGAGAAAUAUCAGCUCAGCGACCGGCUGCUCGACCUGCAGGAUUUUAGGGUUGUGGAUCGUAAAAMGUUUGGUACUACCAAACAAUUCUUAUCGGAGUUUGAGCAUGUGGCUCGCCUAAUCCCGGAUCUAUCCGACAAAGAUCGCUGCCUCAUCUUCCUUGACAACUUCAACGACGYCGAACAGUCGAAGUUGGUUGAAGGAAUGCAAGGGAGGUAUGACAAGACUAAGGUCCGGCAAAAUGCGUUGGUGGGAACGUUCGACGAUAUCCUUUACCCGUUGUUGAGGCAGCAAAAGGAGGAGCGGGAGAAAAUGAAGCUGGGAGAGGUGAAGGACGGUGAGAUUUACAAAACUUUGACCUGCAUGAGAGAAAUGAUGGAGGGCAUGAAAGAGGAGAGGCUGAAGUUUCAAGUUAUGCUGGCCAAAGAGAAAAAGAGKWAGAGGAAGGGGAAAGAGCCGGCAGAAGAAGAAAGCGACAGUGAGAGYGAGGAGGAAAAGGAGUCGCCUCUGGAAGAAGAGCCUAUCCCCGUUACUGAGAACGAAGAGGAUAACGAGGAUGAGAAGUCGCGGUCCGAAGAGGAAGAACGGGCUCGUCGUCGUGCGCUGGAAAGGGAACCUAAGAAAGGGAAAGCCGAGGUAAUCGAGGAGGAGCCACGAAAGAAGAAGAACAUUUACUCGAUCCCCAUGGAGCAAGGGAUCGAUAUUGAGCGACUCGUCAAUAAAAUCUUGGAGAGUCAGCGUGACUUGGUCACGCUGAAGGAAAUUUUGGCAGUGUCGCCAAAGAUUCGAGAAGAAUUUAAACAACGAAUGACUCGCAAGAGGGUCAUGACUGUUAAGCUCGGCGAAGUCAUUCCGUCGGAGGCUAACUGGUCUCCACCUGGGACAAAGAUGGAUUGGCGAAGUGUGUCGACCGACCAUAUGAAGGUCCAGAUUGGACAGUAGGAGUAUUCGACACUUGUGGAUGAUGGAGCCAAGAUGAACAUCAUUCCCACAGCGCCAUGCCAUUGAAGUGGGGUUAAAGAUCAACCGAGAAGA